CCCGUCCCCUCGAGAGGACGCAGCUCUGCUAGCCUGUCGCCGGCUCGCGCUCUCCGCGCUCCCGCUGCCUCGCCCCGCGCCCCGCCGCCUCGUCGCUCACCGCUCCGCCUGCCAGCCCUCGGGACCUCGCGGCCAGAGCCCAGGCCCCCCUCCCUCGCCAGGGCCCGGGCAGCAGCGGGUCGGGGGCGGGUCCUGGCACCCACCAUGCGGGGUGAGCUCUGGCUUCUUGUGCUGGUGCUCAGGGAGACUGCCAGGGCGCUGAGCCCCCAGCCGGGAGCAGGUCAGGAUGCAGACCCAGACUCUGGAUGGGCCGCCAAGGGGACCACGGCUGUCUGGAAUCACAGAGCCCAUGAGAGCCCUGGGCAGGUGUUGGAGCCCAACAGGACCCAGCUGAGCCAGGACCUGGGUGGGGGCACCUUGGCCAUUGACACACUGCAGGAUAACGGGACCAGAGUGGUGGAGGACAACCACAACUACUAUGUGUCCCGCCUGUACGGCCCCAGCGAGCCUCGCAGCCAGGAGCUGUGGGUGGAUGUGGCCGAGGCCAACCGGAGCCAAGUGAAGGUCCACAGAAUUCUCUCCAACACCCACCGGCAGGCUUCGAGAGUGGUCUUGUCCUUUGAUUUCCCUUUCUACGGACAUCCUCUGCGGCAGAUCACCAUAGCAACUGGAGGCUUCAUCUUUACGGGUGACAUAAUCCACCGGAUGCUCACAGCUACCCAGUACGUGGCCCCUCUGAUGGCCAACUUCAACCCUGGCUACUCCAACAAUUCCACAGUUGCUUACUUCGACAAUGGGACAGUCUUUGUUGUUCAGUGGGACCAUGUCUACCUCCAAGGCCGGGAGGACAGGGGGAGCUUCACCUUCCAAGCAGCUCUGCACAGUGACGGCCGCAUUGUGUUCGGCUACAAAGAGAUCCCUAUGUCAGUCCUGGAAAUCAGCUCCUCCCAGCACCCUGUCAAAGCAGGCCUGUCAGAUGCCUUCAUGGUGCUCAACCCAUCCCCGGACCUACCAGAAUCUCGGCGAAGGACCAUCUUUGAAUACCACCGUGUGGAGCUGGAUCCCAGCAAGGUCGCCAGCACCUCGGCUGUGGAGUUCACCCCAUUGCCAACCUGCCUACAGUAUCAGAGCUGUGACACCUGCAUGUCCUCGGACCUGACCUUCAGCUGCAGCUGGUGCCAUGUCCUCCAGAGAUGCUCCAGUGGCUUCGACCGCUACCGCCAGGAGUGGCUGGCCUACGGCUGUGCCGAGGCAGAGGGCAGGACGUGUGAGGACUUCCAGGAUGAGCACCACUACUCAUCCUCCCCUGACAGCUCCUUCAGCCCCUUUGAUGGAGACCUCACCACCACCUCCUCGUCCUUCACUGACAGCCUCCCAACAGAAGACGACACCAAGUUGAAUCCCUAUGCGGGCGAAGAUGGCCUCCAGAACAACCUGUCCCCCAAGACAAAGGCCCCCCCCGUGCACCUGGGCACCAUCGUGGGCAUCGUACUGGCAGUCUUCCUUGUGGCAGCCAUCAUCCUGGCCGGGAUUUACAUCAACAGCCACCCCACCUCCAAUGCUGCGCUCUUCUUCAUUGAGCGGAGACCUCACCGUUGGCCGGCCAUGAAGUUCCACAACCACCCCAGCCACUCCACCUACAGGGAGGUGGAGCCCUCAGGCCACGAGAAGGAGGGCUUUGUGGAGGCCGGGCAGUGCUGAGAGCCCCGUGGAUCCCCUCAGAAGUGUAGGAAGAAGACCUGGCGACCCCACCGAAGACCAGGCACUACAAAGGGGAGAAGUGGCUUUUCUUGUUUCAUCUGAGCACAUCGGGCCAGGAAGGUGAGGCCACCGUGUGCCAUACCAGAGCUGCAGUUUGCCCAUCGCACCCCAGAGACUGAGGCAAGAGCGGGACUCACUGAGUCUUUAAGGAUCAACAGACUAAUUUCAUUCAGUUCUGAUGCACGGGCCUUCCCUCCGGGUCUGUCAGUGGUCUAGCCUGUAGCUGCCCCAGAGGCCCACCCCCCCAGUCCCCUGAUGCCCCUGCAUAUGACACAGGAGAACUAAGCCCUGGACUGGGCCCGCCACAUUCCCAGGUCCAUAACUCCAGAGCUGGUCCUCACGGCUAUGGACCAUGCAUAUUUAGCCCCAGCAUCCGUGGAGACUGGAGAGGUUCUCUCUGGGACAGCUGCUCCCAGCCCUCUUGGCAAGCUGCUGAAUGACACACCGUUAGCAGAGGAAAGCCAGAUGAGAGAAGAGCGAAGAACCUGUGGGAAAAAUUGCAUCUUUAGGCUUUGCUCCCUCAACUUACCCUUUCUGCUGACAGCCAGGACUUCUGCAUCAAACGUGUGCAUCCUGUCUCUGGCUUUACCCCAGCCACGCCCAGCCUUGGCCUGGCAGCUGUGCUGUGCGCGGCCACAUCUACAGUGUGGGACUCUUACCCAGAGGGUACCUUUAGUGUCCAUCCCCUUCACUGGCCUGUUCUUCUGCCAGUGCCAGUCAGUACCUCCGAAGGCAGGGCCUGCCUGAGUAAUAUUUUUGCUCCUCCGGGCUGGAUUUUUAUAGUCAUUAAAGAGAAGCAGAGUAGCCAGAGCAUUUCAUGAGACGAACCCAGCAGAGAACUCCAGCUGAGUCCUGUUGAGAAGCACAGCCACCUUACGGUUGGGACAGAGCAAGCUGGUGGGACUUCCUAGGCAAAGCUUUGCCCUGGAAAGCUGCUUCUACCUCCCCAGCUCAGCCAGAAUUUUUUGGGGCAGAGAGUUUAGGCUUCCAAACAUAAUGUGGUUUUAAGGGAAUUCUGCGGGGGAUGAAUGGGGGCUGCUUCUGAAGAGCAUUUAAAAUUAAAAUCUAUAACUCAACCCCAUUCAAAGCUGAGUAUAUCAGCAGCAAAUAAAUGUUAAAUCACAGUC
Molecule: messenger RNA, 2888 nt
Organism: Manis pentadactyla (Chinese pangolin)
Lineage: Eukaryota; Metazoa; Chordata; Mammalia; Pholidota; Manidae
Gene: PLXDC1
Product: plexin domain containing 1
Exons: 14
Coding region: 205-1701 (498 amino acids)
Source: RefSeq, a predicted model, not a curated record